AUGACUCUUUGUACAUGGCUCGCCAUUCUUUUGUUACAAUCUGGAGAUAUCCAUGAAAACCCUGGCCCUGUUUCCACAAGUUCUACUGAAUCAGACGUUCUUUCGAGUUUCAGAUAUCAUCUUUCCUUAGUCCAUUUAAAUGUUCAAAGUGUACGUAAUAAACUUGACCUGCUCUUUACUGAACUCAACGAGUUUGACAUACUCGCUUUCUCGGAAACAUGGCUUAACGACUCGGUAUCGUCUGAGGACCUCUUGCUUUUGUCAUUUCAUAAACCCGAAAGGAAAGAUCGUACAUUUGAUUCUCAUGGUGGAGUUAUGUUAUAUGUUAAAAGCAACUUGCAUUAUAAAAGGAGAUAUGAUUUAGAACUAAACCGUGUAGAAAAUAUUUGGAUAGAGCUCAGACUCGAAAAUAACAAACGUGUCCUGAUCGGUCUUUUCUAUCGCGCUCCUAACUCCAACACACUUUACAAUAAUGAUAUUGAAGAUUCUAUCUCAUUAGCUGUUGACACGGAUAUUAAUGAUAUCAUUGUUACAGGCGAUUUUAACUAUGACGCAUUUAAUACUAACACAAAUAGAAAAAUUCUUUCAAUUUGUCAACAAUUCAAUAUGGAACAAAUAAUUGAAGAAUCAACUCACUUCACAGAAUCGAGUCAGUCAUUGAUCGAUCUCAUUUUUGUUUCAAAUAAAAAUACUAUUAUCAAAUCUGGAGUAGGCGAACACAUCCUUGACCAAGAACAGCGUUACCAUGUUCCAGUUUUUUGUCUUUUUAAAUUCCGUAAACCAAAACAACAAUGCUUUCAACGCACUAUAUGGGAAUACAAUCGUGGUGAUUACGUCAAGCUUCGAAAUGAUUUUAACAGUUUCCAAUGGGAAGAAUGUUUCGAUUUCAAUAUCAGUAAAUACGCAGACAACGUCUCAAAUCAAAUUUUAAUAAUCUCUAAAUAUAAUAUACCAAAUAAGGAUAUAUAUGUAAGACCUCUAGAUGCCCCAUGGAUAACAAAUACUAUCAGGUCAAAUAUUCGUAGACGUAAACGAUUGUACAGAAAAGCCAAAUUAACUCAAUCCAAUAUGCACUGGGUGAAAUUUAAACAAUUAAGAAAUCAAAUAGUAUCUCAGAUUAAAGAGGCGAAAGCUAUUUAUUACUCUAAAUUAUCGGACAAACUAAAACAGGAAUCGUUAUCUUCAAAAGACUGGUGGAAAAUAUUAAAAUCUUUUAUCUCACCUACACAGACAACGUCAAUUCCCCCAUUACAAAAUCAAAACACCCAGGAAAUUGUAUUCUCUGAAGACCAAAAGGCAAACCUAUUGAACGAGUAUUUCUUAAAUCAAACCUAUAUUGAUAAUUCUGACUCAAAUGUUCCUGACCUAGGUCCACAAACAACGUCCACUGUUAUCAACGAUCUUUUACUAACUGCAUCUGAAACUGAAGAUAUUCUUAAAUCUCUUAAAGUCGACAAAGCAUCUGGACCAGAUGGUAUUAGUAAUAAAAUUUUGCGUGAAGCCGCAAAAGAACUCUCUUUUCCUUUAACUAAUCUGUUUAAUCAGUCUCUAUCUUGCUGUAAAGUACCAGCUUCUUGGAAGGAAGCCCAUGUUACUGCUAUCUUUAAAAAAAGGUGA
This is a messenger RNA of Ruditapes philippinarum (Manila clam), 1617 nucleotides long. RefSeq lists its product as uncharacterized. The transcript has a single exon. Gene Ontology annotation, molecular function: catalytic activity. The record is from RefSeq and is a predicted model, not a curated record. Bases 1 to 1617 code for a protein of 538 amino acids. NCBI's taxonomy places the organism in Eukaryota, Metazoa, Mollusca, Bivalvia, Venerida, Veneridae.